UUAUGAUUGAAAAAUGGACAAAUAUCCAUCAGAAUUCAAAUGAAAUGCAUUCAGCAAUCAUAGAUGUUUGGCUCACUCGGAUAGUAAAGGCACUGACAUGAAGAAUAUGAAAAAUAUCAGUUGGAAAAAAAUAUGGGACAACUUUGGUCAAACUCCGAGGGAGUAACAUGUUCUAAAGAUACAGCUUUAAAGACAGCUUGGCAAAUUUCAGAGAGCGAUAAUGUUGACCGGACAAUUAUCAUGCGUGAAAAGACAGAAACGAAACGUUUUGGUGAAGUAGUUGAUCGAUGGACAAGACAAACAGAACUAACGGCAUUAACAAUCGCUUGUUUGAAUAAUGAUGUUAAACUUGUUAAGGAAUUGAUAAAUAAAGGUGCAGAUGUUAAUUUAGUUGCCAGAGGAGAUCAACAUACAAAUUACGAUAACAGUGUGCCACCCAUAUUCUAUGCUGCAAAUAACAGAAGCGUUGAAAUUGUGAAACUUCUUAUAGAUGCAGGAGUUGAUAUAAAUAGAUUCCAGGGACUUCCACAGUGUAUCAAUUUACAGAAACCAACUGACUCACGUGCAAUCAUUGGUCCAAAUCGGCUUCAGUACUUUGGAUUUUCAAGACAUUCUGGUGGUCCUCAAAUGUUUUUAAAAGUACUAGAGCAGUAUUUAAAUGCUGGCGUUAAACUUAACACUACAUCUUGGGGACCAUGUCUCUUUUUAGGGAGAGGUAAGGUUUAUGAAGCAAAUCGUCCAACGACCUUACACAUAUCCGGACCGUGGUUUAUUUGUAUUACAGCAAUUAUGUUACUACAACAUGGAGUGGAUCCGAACUUGUACAAAUUUGGAGAUGUUUUAUGUCAACAAAGAUCACAUUGUAUGUUCUCUCGACAGAAUGAUUACUGUGUCGAUGACAGGACAUUUGUGGCAACAUUCUUAGCUGCUGGGUAUGAACUUACCGUAGCUGAUAUGAAUCGCUAUGAAAAUUAUCACUUCAAAAGUGGAACUGACUAUCAAAUAGUGAACGACUUUGGAAGAACGCCAAGAUUAAAACACCUUGCUCGAACACAAAUUCGGAAACAUAUCAGAUCCGUAAAUGAAGAUACAUCUGUAUUUCCGGUAAUUGACAAGUUAACACUUCCAACAAUUCUAAAAGAUUUUUUAAAACUAUAUGACGUGAGUCCUUCUGAUAUGUCAUCUGUUGUUUGUCAUGAACACAGACGAUGAUUACUGUGUAAUAAAGGGUAUAACAUUGUAAUUUCCUUACGUUUCUGCAGAGCCUCGCCGUAGAUCAUCGUUAGCUCAACCUGAAACAAAGGAACAACUGCUUCAGAUUAAAAAGACAAGUUAUUUUUCUCCAGAACUCUAGUGUAUAGGGAAUCACCUUCAUUCAAAUUGUUGAAAAACCUAUUGCUGUGACGUUUUUUUGUUUUUUGUUUUUUGUUUUCUUGCAACGCCUUAUAUAGGUUAAAAGAAUAACAUAAUAACUUGAUUAUAAAACAAAGAAAAUGCGGUAUGAUUGCCAAUGAAACAGCUGGCCUCCAAAUAUCCAAUGAAGCGGAUACAAGCACUUGCAGACAACCGUACGGCCUUCAAUAAUUAGAAUCCCCCAUAUCAAAAGUCAGCUAUAAAAGCCCUCAACCUGAAAAAUAUAAAUAAUUCAAUUGAGAAAAUUAAUAUGCUGCAUUUAUAACAAAGCAAUAUACGAAAAAUAAUAUGGCAUGAACAAAUGACAAUCACUGAACAACAUGACAAUAGGCAUACACAGAAUUUGGCAGGGUUACAAAUGUUUGUCAGUGCUCGAUACUCCCCUAACAUAAGACAUUAGUGUCACAAUUCAAAAUAAGACCAAACUAUAACAAUCUGGUGCAAAGUCUUAACUCAUCAGAUCGAUACAUCAUGGUAACAGGAUAAAACUUAGGAAAUCGCACAAACUCCGAAAGGACGCGACAUGAUGCGAUGAUUAGGGUAAAGUCCCAUUCUUUGCAUGCAUUGCUUUAGCUAUAUGUUGUCAAAACAAUCACAAAGAGAUAUAGGAAACAAUCGGUAAAAUUACAGUUUUGGUGACCAUUCUGGUAUCUAAAGAUAAAUAAACAUGCUGUAUUACACUGUUUUUGUUCAUGUUUUAUCUCUUAGAUUCACAAAUGAACAACUGCUUAUGCUUAAAAGGCAAUUUAAUGAAGCGGAUGUAAGCACAAAACAAUUUACGGAAAAAAAAUAUUGCACUGAACAACAGGCUUCUGUCUUGCAAUAGGCAUAAACAUAAUUUUGCGGGGUUAAACAUGUUUGUGAGUGCUCAAUACUUCCCGAACCUGGGACAUCAAUGUCACAAUUCAAAAUAAGAACAAACUUUAAAAAUCUGGUGAAAAUUCUUAACUCAUCAGAUCGAUACAAAGCAGAAAACUUCUAACAAAAGCACAGAACGAACGCGCAAGGUAUUUAUUCAUCCCUUACAUCGAAAAGACACGAAGUACCAAUUUGAGAGAACUCACAGUUAUUGACAGCAAGUUCGAAGCUAAUAACAACUUAUAAGAAUAUGUAUCUACGACCAAAAUAUCAAUCAGUACACAUUCAAUAUCCAAUGGAUUUAGUUUAAAGACAUAAAAUGCCAACAUAAAGGUAUCAACAGAUUGCAGUUCCGUGAAAGUGCAUAUGUGUAUAUAUAACAAUAAUAUUUAGUAAUGUUUAAAUUUACUAAUUUUUUUUUUAUACCAAUAUUAUAAUCUCCAAUGAUCUUAUUACAGUGCUGAACAAGGAAAUUUGUAGUAUCAGUUUACAUUGUGGUAUUGUACUAUAGUAAUUUGUGUAUGUUUUUAUUAGUUUUGUGCUUCUUUGUUAAAUAUCUUGUUUUAGUGAUUAGG
Mytilus trossulus (common blue mussel) is the source of this 2846-nucleotide messenger RNA. RefSeq lists its product as uncharacterized. Bases 133 to 1212 code for a protein of 359 amino acids. The record is from RefSeq and is a predicted model, not a curated record. NCBI's taxonomy places the organism in Eukaryota, Metazoa, Mollusca, Bivalvia, Mytilida, Mytilidae. Gene Ontology annotation, molecular function: protein binding. Gene Ontology annotation, biological process: intracellular signal transduction. The transcript is spliced from 6 exons.